Molecule: messenger RNA, 4694 nt
Organism: Hyaloscypha bicolor E
Lineage: Eukaryota; Fungi; Ascomycota; Leotiomycetes; Helotiales; Hyaloscyphaceae
Exons: 4
Coding region: 206-4390 (1394 amino acids)
Molecular function (GO): ADP binding; protein binding
Source: RefSeq, a predicted model, not a curated record
AUUAUAACGAGACCUAUCAGGGCUGAAGCCACGGGCUUCUUAAGGCUCUCCACUUUGUUGCUUGCCUUUUGUGCAGUAGACACAGCCUCACUCAGCAAAGAUUCAGUCUUCAUCUCCCCCGCUCUCUUCGUCCAUGAUAUACCGGUACAAUAUGCUUUGCGUUGAACUCUUUUGAGUAGUUGCACGAGAGUCGAGAUAAUCAAGAAUGGCACAACGCAAUCAGAUGUACCAGGCCUUGAGACGCCGACAGAAGCCUGUUAGCAAUCCCCAAAUAGCACCCAUCGCUGCACUAUUUGAAGAUUGUCGCCAAAAUUUUGAGCGAUUGUGUGUUACUGCAAGAGGAGUCUCGAAUCCCAAUUCAGGAGUUUUGGAUCCCAAUUCAAUUCUGAUAGAAGACAAUUAUGGAAAGUUCUUGGCAUGGGGAAACGACACGGGGGCUUCAUCUCGAUCACUUGAUCAUACAUUACGAAAAGACUACGACCUCUCAGUAGUGACCUUGGACUUGCUGAAGACACUGUACGAGAAGCUCAACCAAGGAAUCGACAGAAUUCAAAGGACAGCUGAGGCUACCAUUGAGUUUGAUGAGUUAGAGAAUGAAGCUCUUGGGUCCAGUCUUACCUCAACCAGCGAUGGAUUUGCUUCGAUGAAGACAGAAACGUCCCACGAUGCCAAAGUGUCCCAAAUCCUUCAGUACAUUGAGGGUCUCGUGGGAUGUCUGAUGAAGCUAGCACCGAAUCUGUGUGACCCAUUUCCUCUCGACACCUACUCCAGAGAUGCGAAGCCAAAUGAUGCCGACGAGGACAUUAGCUUGGCCAAGAUCUUGUUUCCCACGGCGACACAAUCCCUACUUGAUAGGUUGGCAUGGGCGAACUGCAGACGACGGAAAUACUUGCAAGAUCUGCAACAAAGGCGUCAAGAGACGUCAUACAGUGCUCUGAACAUCAGGGACUACAGGCGUAACAAGAAGUCUCCGAUGAGAGAUGUCGCAGUUGAUGCUUUCAACUUCCAGAAACCAGGUCAAAUCGAGGACAAGCAUCUGCAAUCUCCGAAGCCUCGAUUCCGUCCGACGGCGAGCUACUUUGCCCCUCGCGCACCUAGUGAGGCAGGCGCGUCGUCGAUUAUGGAGAGUGUGUUUUCUCGUCCUACCGCCGAUUUGUCAUCGGCUGUUGGAACAUCAAUCCCGGAUGUGGAGGUUGUCUUCAAACCACGAACGGUUCCCAGGUUGCCAAUAGCCUUGGAAGGGGAGCCUGGCCGCAGUUUCUUGUGCCCCUAUUGCUUCGAUGACCUCGAGGUUGGCCUCAGCAUCGCAACAAAGGAUGACUGGAAUCUUCACGUCUUUGCCGACUUGGAGCCAUAUAUGUGUACUUUCGAUAAGUGCUUGAGGGCGGAAAAGACUUUCGCAAUUCGCGACGAGUGGUUCAGGCAUGAGUUGGAGAGUCACCGAAUCCUUAAAGUGUGGGUGUGUCACUCAUGCGUCAAAGAAUUCAGUUCCGCCCAGGCGUUUGAAGAGCAUCUUCAAUUGAACCAUGGCAAUAUUUCAGGCCCAAGUCAGAUGGCCAUGAUGAUACAAUUAUGUGUGAAACACUCGCAGAUUCAUCCCAAGGAAGAAGUCUGCCCGCUGUGCGCCUUGAAGCUUUGUGUAGAGGAAAUGCGGGAUCAUAUUGCUAGCCAUCUUCAGCAGUUUGCGCUGACGUCCAUAAAUGGAGAUGAGUCGUCUGAAGAAGAUGACAGUGAUGACAUCCAGUCUGUAAGGUUCCCCGAAGAUAAUGAAUCGGUAGUGGGACAGACCAAACUCAAGAUUUUGGAGGACUUCGUGGACGAACAAUUGGGUUUCGUUUUGCCGGACAAGAAAGCUGUAGCAGACACAAAUGUGGAGGAAUCAGUACUUGAUUUUGUUCUGGACUCAGAUGACGAGGAAGAAGAGGAGGAAGGCCAUGCAGGGUUAUCUAGAAAGCAACGGGUCGAAGAAGCCAGAGACUGGAAGCUAGGAAAUUAUCUAGAACAUCGCUCUGGAAAGAUAGCUGGCGCCAGCAACGACCGGAAUCGCUUCAGUAAAUCCCCGAUGAGAGGGGGAAUGGAUGCAAGGAUGCAGAAUCCUCAUCUCUCAAGCUCUUCGACGAGCGUUCGGACAAAACUGCGAACGCAACCGCACCCCCGAGAAGAUGAUUUCGUGGGCAGAGACGGCGACCUCGCAACGAUGUACCGGGUACUCUCCACGGCAGGUCGGAUCUGUACAAUAUGCGGCACAGGAGGGAUCGGGAAGACGGCCACCGCAAUCGAAUACGAUCAUCGAUAUGAGAACGCCUACUCAUACAUAUUUUGGAUCCAAGCAGAGACUCAUGUCGGAACUGCAGACACAUUCAGCCUCAUUGCCACGGUUUUAGGUCUCGCUCCGGACGGUGAGGAGCAGAAACAAUUGAUCGAGCUAGGACGCGAAUUCCUAGAACAGACAGAGAAGAGAUGGCUGUUAAUCUUUGAUAACGUCGAGAAAUGGACAGAUAUUGAGGCGUACAUACCAGUAAACAUGCCGGCAACGCAAGGAUCAGUUCUUAUCACAACUCGACUCACGGAUCUGGAGCCAACACCAAUCCCUACGAACUAUUUUCGAAUCAACUUGAAAGAGAUGACCCCGGAUGAGCUUCAAUCUUUGCUGAUCCAGAGUUUGCAGCCCAGUCUGAAGCAUGAGAAAGUCCGCUUCCACCCGGAGUGGAAGACUGCUGGAGAGAUUGCAAGUCUGGCAGGACUACCCUUGGCAAUAAGCCAGAUCGUCGGAUACGUGAAGACGUCUGGAUGUACUCUUGCCGAGUUCUUGGAAUUGUGGAAUGAAUGGUGGAAAAACAGUGUUUCUUCUCGACCAACUGGUGCUUCCUCAAAUGCGGCACUCGAAGCUAUCUGGGAUAUUGGGUUGAACGAACUAGGGAAGGAUGGGCUGAAACUUCUCAAAAUAUUGGCCUUUGUCGAUAGCGAUGGGAUUCAAAAAGAGUUGCUGAUGAAUGACCACACGUUUCCUGGCCUCGCAUUCCUCAAAUCUUCAACACAAGUCCGUUUCCGGAACAUGGUCACUCAGCUCACCGAGAGAAAGUUAAUAACAGUCAGACAGCAGAACGGUCGGGAUAUAUACUCUGUCCAUCGACUUUUGCAACACCGACUGUUGCAAGAUCUUGCUGAGAGUCCAAAGGAACGAGACGAAACCUUCGUCCUUGCCUUUGAGCUAAUUCGGGAGCGACUUCCGAAGCCAUCUGGCGUCCAUGAUUCAACAAAGUGGAACGCCUUCAAGGAGUACCUGCCCCAUGUCUUGACCCUGCAAAGAAUAUACGUGGAUGCUGUCCCACCGAUUGCCCCGUUCCUGGGACUGGCAAGUCUGUUUAAAGAUGGUGGUGUGCACUUGUGGCAGCGUGGGAUGAUCUAUGAUGGGCUUCGACUGCUCAACUCAGCUGAAACGAUAUUGGAUUUACUCGAAUGCCAAGAGGAUCAGAUGAGAAUAGACAUCCACAUCGCGAUCGCUCUUUUGAUUCAGUACUUUGGAAUAAGCCACCGAAAAGAGAGCAAGGAACGCUUCUGGAAGAUUUUGCAAAUUCGGAAAAAGGCAGCUUGGGCCAGCACCAACACAUCACUGCCAACGAAAGAACACGGACUACUGGUGUGUAACGCUCUUGCUGAUUAUGGAAAUUGCCUUCUCCAAUUCAAUAAUUACAAGGAAGCAGAGCAAAUUUAUCAAGAGUGUUACGUGAAGUACCAAGUUUGGGGAACGGAGGACGAAAUCCCUUUUGAAUACGCAAAGUUCAACCAUCAUAUGGCCCUUUGUCGGAUGUAUCACAAGGAUUUCAAGGGCGCCCAGAAGCUAGCGGAGAGGGCAGUCGAGCUUGUCUCGCGGCAACCUGGAUCACCUCAACUAACGCUGAGGUUCAAAUUUGAUCUGGCAACGAUCAUCACACAGAGUGGAAAUAUCGAAAAAUCGCUUGAAAUUCAAGAGCAGAUCUUGAAGGCACGACUUGUUCUGCAGGGAAAUGGCAAGACCAACUAUUUUACCCUGCAGAGCUACUAUGCUGUUGGUGCAUUGUAUGCACAACUGAAGAAGUGGGAUGAAGCAGAAGUGAACUUGAGAACAGCUCUUAUGAAGGCAAAAGAACGAGCAGACAAGGGGUUCUGGCCGGAAGCAGCGGUAGCACGAACAGAGUUCCACCUCUCCCAGAUCAUAAGGGGGAGAGGUAACGACUCGGCAGAGGCAGAAGGAUUGGUGACAAAGGCAAGAUCUGUCCUCUCGAGGCUCCUGCCGUACGAUCCACUGGACGGAGUGGCGGCGGAGGAUGAACUUGCUUUGUUUGAUCAUUUGCAGCCUGUCUUUGGGGGGCGUUUUACAGGAGUGUCUCUUCUGAAGUAUAUUUUGUAAACCAUAUGCUACGUCCUGCUGGGGUUCAUGGAUAGCUGGAGUUGUUUGGGUAGCGUUAACCUUCAUAUGUGGGGGUACAGGAUGGAUAUUAUUUUUCUUCGCUUUUUCUCGGAAGGUAGGGAUGGAUGACCAUUGUUGGUUAAAGAUGGAGGGCGAAGGGGAAAAUGAGGGGAGAAGCAUACUUCGUACUAAACAGAGCAAUGAGAAGCAGACAGAUUGGAAUUCCGGAUAACCGUGGUAGUCUCUGUUUCCGCAAUCGCUGGUAGACUGUCUCCUCGAAACUAGCCCUUGUACUAAUUCUGGG